Phytophthora infestans T30-4 is the source of this 387-nucleotide messenger RNA. Its product is annotated as secreted RxLR effector peptide protein, putative. Bases 1 to 387 code for a protein of 128 amino acids. Lineage: Eukaryota; Oomycota; Peronosporomycetes; Peronosporales; Peronosporaceae. The transcript has a single exon. The record is from RefSeq and is a predicted model, not a curated record.
AUGCGCCUCGCCCACGUCUUCGCUGUGAUCGCUGCAGCCUGUCUAGUUUCCAGUGAAGCCUUCGCUACGAGUGACAAGAAAGCCAAGACCUCAAAGGCAACUUUACUUGAUGCGCCAGGUCAACGACUCCUGAGGGCCCACCGCGCUGCUGAUGAAGAUGAAAUUGACUCCGAAGAGAGGGGUCUCACGAAAGAACACUAUGAGUUACUAGCCAAAUACGCUAAGGAAUUGAAGAUUGACGUGGCGAAAGCUGGCAAGAGCACUGCGUACUUGAAUGACCCUGAGGUGCGUGAGAAUUACGCAAAGUAUCGUGCGUAUCUGGAUUUUUUUAUCCAAGGUAACAGGAAGAAGGGAGAGCGGAUGGUCACGUAUGAGCAUCACGGAUAA